CACAGGGAAGAUUGACACAGCAGUUUCAGCCAAGGCUGCACACAGAAGAGCGUUCAGUGACAGGAUUACACUAUCCGUAAAGGAGGACAAUAAGAGAUUAAAAGGAAGGAAUGAUGAAGAAGUACUGAAGAGGAAAUCACUAAAUGAAAGUAAAAGAGAGGAAGAAGGAAUGACGCGCUCACACACCACAGAAAUCUAGACGUGCUGGAUAGUUGGAGUUGACAGUGCUAUUGGGACUUUGAGAAGUGAAGUUUCAGCUGACAAGGAAAUUGAAUGGAAACAAGGAAAAUAGUCAGCAAUUAGUAGGUGGUCUGCAGGGGUCUUCUCAGAGGCCCAAGUAUUGCCUGCAUGGUGGAUGGCUGAUCUGUGGGAGUGAUUAGACUCUGGCCUCCCACCCAAACCUCAAAUGAGGGAUUAUUGUUGCCAUGGGAACAAGUAGGUCCAACAGGUAUAGCAUUGUGUCAAACAACUUACCAGAGGAGGAGCGUCUGAGGAUCUGCAGCUUGGAUCUCCAUAACGGUCAGAGUUCCUCCGACGUCCACUCACAUUCGGCCUGCGACACAGAAUUUGAGCAGAAGCGGAGAAGGAGGAGGCGGACAGGUGCGUCCGCUGCUGUCCCCAGCACACGGGGACAAGGAGGGAUGAACAACUACAACGGGAGGGUUCUGACAAGGGGCUCCAGCCAGGUACGGAGCCGCUUUGUGAAGAAGAAUGGACAAUGUAAUGUUGUCUUUACUAACAUGGAGGAAAAGAGGCAGCGCUACCUAGCAGACAUCUUCACCACCUGUGUGGACAUCCGCUGGAGAUACCUGCUGUUUAUAUUCUGCACAAGCUUCAUCAUCUCCUGGCUUUUCUUUGGCGUCAUCUUUUACAGCGUCUCGCUUUCCCAUGGGGACUUUGAGGAGCACCUCAUGGUGAAGGGUGAAGGAAUAGCAGCGGGCGGGCUGUAUUCACCCAACUCUGGACACACUACAGAAGGACAGACAAAAAGAGUGCCUUGCAUCCUCCAUGUCCAGGGAUUUGUUGGUGCUCUCUUGUUUUCCAUGGAGACACAAACUACCAUUGGCUACGGCUGGCGCUGCGUAACUGAAGAGUGUCCCAUGGCUGUCAUAACAGUGGUUGUUCAGUCCAUCGUGGGCUGUAUCAUUGACUCGUUCAUGGUUGGCACCAUUAUGGCCAAGAUGGCGCGCCCAAAGAAAAGGAACCAGACGCUCAUGUUCUCCAAAAAUGCUGUCAUUGCCCUUCGUGACGGCAAGCUGUGCCUCAUGUGGAGGGUGGGGAACUUGCGCAAGAGCCACAUUGUGGAGGCUCACGUCCGGGCGCAGGUCAUCCGUUCCUACGUCACAGCAGAAGGAGAAUUCAUCCCACUGGAGCAGAUGGACCUCAAUGUGGGCUACGACGAGGGCACAGACAGGUUGUUUCUCGUAUCCCCGCUGAUUAUAGUCCAUGAGAUAGACAAAGACAGCCCUUUGUAUAGUGUAAGCCGAGCUGAUCUGGAGACGGAUGAAUUUGAGGUUGUUGUGAUCCUGGAGGGAAUGGUGGAGGCCACGGCCAUGACCACACAGAUCCGUAGCUCUUACCUUUCCAGGGAGAUCUUCUGGGGCCACAGGUUUGAGCCUGUCAUCUAUGAGGACCGCAACUGCUACAAGGUCGAUUACGCACGCUUCCACAAGACCUACGAGGUCCCGUCAACACCCAACUUCAGCGCCAAAGAGCUCGAUGAGAACGCGAGUCGGGCCUCCUCUGUGGUUUCUCCCUUCUCUGCACGCAUGGCUUCAAAAAGCUUGAUCCCUUGUUCGGUCGGUACCUUUUGCUACGAGAACGAGGUCGCGCUGAGCUGCGGGGAAGAAGAAGAAGACAUCUUUGACUCCUCUCAAAUUGUAGGGAAGGAAAGAGCAGAGGAGAGAAGGACUUCUGUAGACUUCCACAAUAUGUUUAAGGACACUGCCACCAUGACAUCUGGGAGUCACAAUGUCAUGUGUGUUCUGGACAUGGACAAUAACCAGAUGGAAUUUGACAUCUUACAGACAGCCAUUCCACUCGAUCCAGUGACCUAUAAGAACGAGCCAGAGAUUUGAAGAAAUCAAUGAGGAAGCAGAUUGAAUGUCUUUUCUGUUUUGUUUUCAUUGCAUGAAAUUGCAGGAUUUCUUAUUAGGAAUAGAGUGAAAUUUCUAAGGUAGAACACCAAUCUGUUCCACAUUGUUCUAAUUUAAACCAAAGUUUCGCACUGGAAAUAAUUGACUCUUGCAUCAAACUGUCACUGUCAUAAAGUCUUGAUCAAAUGGGCAUGUAUUUUUUUUCUGACUAAAAUCUUAAGAUUCCUAACUGUCAUAGAAGUGUAAAAGCAAUCAAUUGUAUGGCCUCAGUUUGACUUUGGCAGUUCCAAUGUAAAGAAAAGGCAAAUCUUUGAGUGGACAGACCCUUGGCUCUUCUUGAUGUCACAACCAAAGAAAAGCACACAUUGAGUCGUUUGACUUCAGUGUGAAUGAGACAUUCUAUUAAAGUUUUUAAUGACAUAUUCCUUUUUGAGGAGGACCAAAUUCAAGGUAGAAAUGUUUUAUUUCAUGACUUUUAUGAUUUUGUGUUCAUUCUAAUGGUGUUCUCUGAGUCAUCUGUUGUCAACAUUCCACCUUAUGCAUGUGAAAUCCCUUGCUUUGUUAAGAUUAAAACAAUCUCUUGCUGUAAAUAAGGGAUUAGAGGACCCCAAAUGAAAGAACAUUUUCUUACAGGCAUAAGACAUGAAAAUUGUUGACAAACAGGUGACUGAAGUAAAUAUUAAGCAUCCAGUCUGUUUAUAGGACUGAGAUAUAUACAAUAUUUGUGCUCCCAAAAAGGCUCCUAUGCAUUUUGAAAAAAUAUUCAGAGUAAGGCAGGGCUGUGCACCCAGAGUUGGUGAUCCAGUGCCUUGCUCAGUGGCAUUUCUCCAACUUGUCCCACUUUCCACAUUACAAUUUGUUUUCAAAAAGUGAAACACCGAACAUCGCCGAGUCACUAGGAUACAUUAGCUUCUAUCACAGCAUGCAGCUUUGGGUUACUGACAGUUUUAGAAUUAUAAAGAUGUCAGUCAUGGUAUAAAGUCAUUGUAAAAUGUAACAGAAGGAAUGAAGUUAGAGUGAAGCCUCUAGAAAUGUGCACAAGGGACAGGAAUGAAAAAAAAGUUCAAGGUUGCCAUUGUGUACAAUGUUGUUUGUGAUGGUUUUGUUCUAUUUUUAAGUUGUCAGCGCUUUAAAAGCAACAUUCAACAUACAGAAAUUAGCCAGUGGAAAAAUACAGAAUUGUGAAUCCUUGUCUCAUCUGUGGUAUAUUAAUGUUCACACAGUAUUGAAUUUAUAUUUUCACUUUGUCACUUUGUCAUUGAUUCACUUUUUGUGUUGUACAAAUGUGGAUUUGUGAGCGAUUGUAAAGAGUAUGUGUGCUCAUGAGCAACAAAUGUGUAAGCAGUCACUUUAAAAUAUGUUAUUGUUUAUUUUUGUAGUGCUGAAGUAGAGGGUAAAAACAGUUCUCUUGUACACGCAUGCAUGCUGUCAGCCACAAUGUUAAAAUGCUGUAGGCAAAAACCUCAAAGAGCCUGUCUUUUGAUUACUACAGUACAGUUCAGUACUGUAUAUUCAUACGGUACAAUUAUUAUUUCUUAUCAAGAAACUAAUCAAGAACACCAACUGCAAGCUUUUGAUGUGGCAUUAUUACAAUAAUACAUUUUUAAAUAGCAAUGACAAUCAUAGGCUGGUGUGUGGGAAAUAACUGUAAAAAAAAGAAAGAAAGAAAUAUAUAUAUAUAUAUAUAUAUAUAUAUAUAAUUUGUUUACAACGCACUUUAAUAUUGGAUGUUUACGUUUCAAUGUUAUGAAUAAAUCUUUGAAUAAUUGUUGGUAUUGCAUUCUGUGUCACUAGAUGUCACUGCAGCUAUUUACAGUGGAGGCCCACUGACGCCAACACAAAACUGGGGCCCAGAAUUAUUGACCGUGUCUUUUUUUUUUUUUUUUUUUGCCCUCAUACAUUACACCAAUGUAAUUGAAAUAAAACCACCAAUAUGUAUUUACUAUGUGUGUUUGUAUAAGUGGAGAGUUUUAGUGUUAAUGUAAGAGGUUUUACAAAAUAUGGCCUUUGCCCUUUAGGUAUAAGAGCUAUUUUAUGCUAUUUUAUGCACCUACAUUUUCAGGCGCUCAGUAGUAUUCGGACAAUUGGAAUAACUGUGAAUAAUUGUUCUAAAGUGGAUGACAGGACUUCACCAAAUUCUGAGUUUCCUCCUUGGUGUUUUGCCAGGCCUUUGCUGCAGCCACCAUCAUUUUCUACGUGUUUGAGGGACUGACUCUCCUAACUUUGGUCUUGAAAAGCAAUAUUGAAUAUUUCAUGUCCUUUCUUUCAAAAAGUCUUUUUGCAAUAACUCGCAGUAAGACAACAAUAGCGGAUGAUCACAGAAUAAUUUCUUUAGGUGAAUACAAAAAUACUUCACAAUAUCAAAAUAAGUCAAGCAUACUGUGGAGAAGAUGAUGAAUCAGUGUCAGAAUUUACAAUAAAGAGAAACGCUCAUGAAAAAAGGGUUUCAACAUGGAAAUCAACAUUCAUGCAAAGCCAGAAACCAUGGUACACUUAUAUCAGAUUGAUGGGUGAAGCAAAUCUGCAGUGAAGGAAAGGUACAGAUAAUAAUCCAAAGCAUACCACAUCAUGUGUCUAGCAUGGUGGAGACAAUGCUAUGGCAUGGACAUGUAUGAAUAAUAAUGUAAUGGGCUCACUCGUGUUGAUUGAUGAUGUGACUCCUAAGAUGAAUUGUGAGGUGUGUAGUGAUAUGCGCAUGUAAACAACACAGUUGUAUGACGAAACUAUGACAUUUAUGGAAGAAAGAUCAAAGGAGCGCGUCAAGGAGAUCAGAUAGCAAAAAAAGAGGACGACCACAUUUUGUAGUUUCAAUGACAGUGAAUCUUUUGAUAGUGGGCACACACGACAGAUACAUCUGAUCCUUUUUCCCAGGGGGUGUGGAUGGGAGCAGCAAAAUUCUGUCUUGUGAUCCACAUAUAAACACAAAGACUCUAACCCCGGCAUCUUCCCUGGCACAAACACAUUCAAGUUCCAAAUGAAGUAAUAUAGAGUAGAUUGUGGUACGAUACAAACAUAAUCAUAUCUACAGAUCUACUGCUUGUUCUACAAUGUUAGGUUUCUUCGUACUACAUCCUCUAGUACUAGUUAUUCGAGUAGCAUGAGUAUCAGAUCUAUCAUCUACAUCAGUAGUUAGAAUGGUAACCUCAGGCUUGUUUUCGCUUUCAAUUCUGAAUAGUGAUUGUCACGUUUUAAAUUUGUAGGGAUAAAAAGUAGCCACCCACUGUCCGCGGACUACAUUCCCAGCUUCUUCUCCUUCAUCCGGUCACCAGAAAAGGCUGGAAGCGUAGCAGCUGUGGAAAAGUUUAAGCCACUGUGUUCUGUGCACUGUGCACUUUGGUAUACUUACAUGAAU
Messenger RNA from Phyllopteryx taeniolatus (common seadragon), 5448 nucleotides. Its product is annotated as ATP-sensitive inward rectifier potassium channel 12-like. The coding region runs from base 426 to 2078 and encodes 550 amino acids. The transcript is spliced from 3 exons. Gene Ontology annotation, molecular function: inward rectifier potassium channel activity. The record is from RefSeq and is a predicted model, not a curated record. Lineage: Eukaryota; Metazoa; Chordata; Actinopteri; Syngnathiformes; Syngnathidae. Gene Ontology annotation, biological process: regulation of monoatomic ion transmembrane transport; potassium ion import across plasma membrane. Gene Ontology annotation, cellular component: plasma membrane.